This is a messenger RNA of Venturia canescens, 1247 nucleotides long. RefSeq names its product rab-like protein 3. Gene Ontology annotation, biological process: intracellular protein transport. The transcript is spliced from 5 exons. The record is from RefSeq and is a predicted model, not a curated record. The coding region runs from base 159 to 860 and encodes 233 amino acids. Gene Ontology annotation, molecular function: GTPase activity; GTP binding. Gene Ontology annotation, cellular component: endomembrane system. Lineage: Eukaryota; Metazoa; Arthropoda; Insecta; Hymenoptera; Ichneumonidae.
AGAGCGGUGGAUGGCGGCGCAUUUUUGAGGUUAUGCCGAAGACAAUUGUCGAACUGUCAACCAAGUGUUUCGAAUAGUCGAUUAAAAUGACAAAAAAAUGUUAUAACAAAGAGAAAAUUAUAAAAAUUGAACAAAUAUUCGAACGCUCAUAAAAAUCGAUGGCGGCUAUCGACAAAGUGAAAAUUAUCGUUGUCGGAGAUUCGGGUGUUGGAAAAACUUCAUUGACCCAUUUGAUAUGCCAGCAACAACCGAUUGGGAAUCCGUCAUGGACGAUUGGAUGUUCGGUCGAGGUCAAAUUACACGAGUAUAAAGAAGGCACCCCUAAUCAAAAACGUUAUUUCAUCGAAUUGUGGGACGUAGGAGGCAGUCAGAGUCACCAAAAUACUCGAACAGUUUUUUAUCAUCCAACGAAUGGAAUAAUUCUUGUACACGAUUUAACGAACCGGAAGUCACAACAAAAUUUGCAGAAAUGGCUGCAAGAAGUUUUGACGAAAGAUGGAACCUGUGCAAAAUCCAAGUCGUUCGACGACUUUGAUCCUGAAAAGUUUGUCGGUUCUACGCAAAUCCCAAUACUCGUGAUCGGCACUAAAUCCGAUCUGGUAGCAGAAGUGAGAUCCAGUUUGCAGAGACGAUCGUCGACCAUCGCAGAGGAAUGUGGAGCGGAUGAAAUUUUUUUGGAUUGCAGACAAACGCGAUCUCUCGCAGCAGGAACAACCUCGUCCUUAAAGCUGAGCAGAUUUUUCGACAAGGUCAUUGAGAAAAGAUUUUAUGCAAGUCGGGAAGGUAUCAGCCCCGACAAAAGACGAUUACCAAUUUAUAAUUCUGCAUAUAGUCCUAACAAAAUUCAACACAACGACUGAAAUUAUAAAUGUACAAGUGCGUGUGUGUGUGAAACACGAUGAUGACGAGAAUCUGAAUGAAUGAAAAAACUAUCUAUCAUGGCAUCUAUAUCGAGCCGCAUGCUAUCGAAGCUAUCUCCGAAUCUUGUCUCACCAACGGAGCUGCAUUUUUUUAAGACUGAGCUCAAAAAAAUUUCGGCGAUCCUUCAUCCAGCUCGAAAUAUUGCAAUCAACAUUCCAUCUGUGCGUUAGAACAUCUGAAUUUUCCGUCAGUUGCUGUAUUCUAGUUUAAGGAAAAAAGAACUUUUUACAAUUGUUCUCUUUGGUUUACAUUGAAAUGUUUCGGCUCGUUAAAAAAAAAAAUUAUAAGUGAAAUUUAAAAAUGAAGUAUAGCACAUUUAUCGCGGA